Molecule: messenger RNA, 3205 nt
Organism: Phlebotomus argentipes
Lineage: Eukaryota; Metazoa; Arthropoda; Insecta; Diptera; Psychodidae
Gene: Klp61F
Product: kinesin-like protein Klp61F
Exons: 5
Coding region: 1-3042 (1013 amino acids)
Biological process (GO): mitotic spindle assembly; microtubule-based movement
Cellular component (GO): spindle microtubule; nucleus
Molecular function (GO): microtubule binding; plus-end-directed microtubule motor activity; ATP binding
Source: RefSeq, a predicted model, not a curated record
AUGGACAUAUCCGGCCCAUCUACGAGUGCGCAGUCGAGGGGCAAUCAGAACAUUCAGGUGUUCCUGCGAAUCAGGCCACUGUCUGCCCGGGAGCGCACUCAGAAGUCUCAGGAGGUGGUGGACGCGACGUCCAGUCGGGAGGUCCAUGUGCGUCAAGGACCCGAGGCCAAGAGCACGAAGAAGUUCACCUUCGAUCGCGUCUUUGGCAUCGAUUCGGAGCAAAACACCGUCUACCGCUCCGUAGUGGCUCCGUACAUCGGUGAAGUCCUCAGUGGCUACAACUGCACCGUGUUCGCGUACGGGCAGACGGGCACUGGGAAGACGUACACGAUGGUGGGCGGCCAGAGCCCGGCCCUCAGGAUGUCCUGGGAGGACAACAACCCGCUGGGCAUCAUCCCGAGGGCCGUGGUUCACCUGUUCGACGAGCUGCGGAUGAUGGACGUGGAAUACACCAUGCGCGUGUCGUAUCUGGAGCUCUACAACGAGGAGCUCUGCGAUCUGCUGGGCACGGAGGACAAGCUGCGCAUCUAUGACGACUCCACGAGGAAGGGCUGCGUGAUCGUCCAGGGCCUCAAGGAGAUUCCCGUGCACAGCAAGGAUGACGUGUAUAAGCUUCUCGCCAAGGGUCAGGAGAGACGCAAAACGGCAUCGACACUGAUGAAUGCGCAGUCUUCGCGAUCGCACACGGUCUUCUCCAUCGUGGUGCACAUCAAGGAGAACGGUCUGGGCCGCGAGGACAUGCUGAAGACGGGCAGACUGAAUCUCGUGGAUCUGGCGGGAAGUGAGAACGCCACGAAGGCCGGCAACGAGAAGGGAAUUCGCACGCGCGAAGCGGUGAACAUUAAUCAGAGUCUCCUCACGCUGGGCCGCGUGAUCACGGCUCUCGUGGAGCGUCAGCCGCACGUGCCGUAUCGCGAGUCGAAGCUGACGCGAUUACUGCAGGAGUCUCUCGGUGGGCGCACAAAAACGUCAAUAAUUGCGACAAUCUCGCCGGGCCACAAGGAUCUGGAAGAGACUCUGAACACUCUGGAUUAUGCUCAUCGUGCCAAGAACAUCCAGAACCGGCCGGAGAUCAAUCAGCGCCUCACGAAGAACUCCGUGCUGAAGGAGUACACGGAGGAGAUUGACAGGCUGCAGAGGGAAUUGGAUGCGGCGCGCGAGAAGAACGGCAUCUUCCUGCCGCCGGAUUCGUACAAUGAGAUGUCGAGCAGGCUGGACAGUCAGUCCAAGGAGUUGACAGAGAAGACAUUCCAGAUUCAGGCCAUGAAGGUGGAGAUGGAGAAGAAGGAUCAGCUCUUCAGUGAGAUUGAGAGGAGUCUGCAGCAGAGGACGGUGGAAUUGCGGGUGACGAGUGAGAGUCUGAACAGGACGAAUCUCGUGCUGCGUGACACGAAGCAGACGCUCAAGCUCACGGAGCGGCGAUACGAAGAGAGCACGCACUUGGUGAGUGCGCAUCAGGACACUGAGAGGAUGCUCUCUGGGCAGGCGAAGGAUCUGCUGGAGGUGGCCAAUGAGGCGUCCGCGGACACGCACGCUCUGCAUGAGGCCAUAAAGCGGCGGAAGGUUGUCGAUGGGGACAUACACAGGACGAUGGAGGACUUUGCGGACACCUUUCACGGCCAGGCGAACGCCACGAAGGAGAGAGUGAUGCAGUUCAAGGAGAACAUCCUGGCUCAGGUGAGCGACGUGAGAGGAGAAAUUGAAGGGAAUUUCACUCAUCACACAGCCUCAGCGUCCAACAUGCGUAACAUCUUGAUGGCAUUGGGGAAUCUGCAGAAGAAUUCGCUGGAGAAUUUCAUGGAACUCUACAUGAACUUUGCGUCCACCUUCAGUAAGACUUCCAAUGCAACCAGUGCAGCUUUCGAGGAACACAUGAAGGGCGUGGUGUCGAAGCAGAAGAGGAUUCACGAGGAGAUACAGAUGCAAGUGAAUGAGCUCGGGUGUUAUGAGAAGAGUCUUCGUGACGUACACAAAAGUAUGCUUGAGAGUGAGAAGAGAUUUUGCAGUGCAUCACGUGAAAGUGUGCAGAAGCACACGGAGAUCAACCAGGAAUUCCUCGAGAAGCUGAAGAAGCAUGUUGCUGUGAUUCUGGUUGAGAGGAAUGAUGAAAUAAGGAUGCGUAUUCAGCAGAAUGAUGAGAAGUUGAAGAGCAUUUUGGCUGAAAAUCAGGCAAUUGUCCAUUUGUUGGACGACAAUGAAGCUUCUAAAGUUGCAAUUCAGGCAGAAAUUGACCAGAAUCACGCUCACAUUUCGGAUUAUCGAGCAAAUGUGGUAGAAAGCGUGCAGACAAUGGAUGUAGAGCGGGAAAAGAUCGAGCCGCAAUUGGAAAGAUUCUCGAAACAACAUUUGGAGAUACAGGAAAAGUUGCGCGAGAAGAAUGACGGAAGCUUUAGCGCGGUUAGAGAUGAUGUAAUGCAAAUUUUGGAGGAAGUGCAGCUGCAGAGUGCUCGCACGAGAGUCAACUUGGAUGCACAAUGUGAAGAGUCUGUGAAGAUAUUCCAGGCUCAGGUUAAGGUGGCUUUGAACACUGUUGACGGAGAAUAUGAGAAGCUUAUGGCUUCGCAAACUGCUGUUAAUGCAAUCAUCAGCGACACAGCGCAAUCUGCAGAGGAGAUGAACACUUUCGUGAACUCAACAGUCGAGAAGUGGCAGGAAGAUGUGGAGAAUCUGAAGACAUCUGACUUGAAAACCUACUCAUCGACAGGCGAGACUCCGGGGCGCAAAGACUUCACUUAUCCCAGGAAUUUGGCCGCAACGUCACCUCAUGAGAGGAUUCUGAAGCGUUUCCGCACCUUUCGCGAUAAUGCGUCACAGUCUUCGUCGGAAAUAUAUGGCCAGGGCAGUUUUGAGGCAGAAGCUGGACGUUCUCCUGUGGCGUCAACACCAAUCCAGGCGGAUGAACAGCGCUGUCUGAGGGAGUUGACCUCCAAUGUUUCGCAGUUGCUGACAAUUCCCCUCAAGAAUGACCCGAAUGGCUCGAUUUCCUCGAUAGUUGAGAUAUCAGAUGAUGAUCAGGAAAACGUUGAACGACCCAGGACUUGAUGUUUUUGCGUCUACAUUGAUAAUAUUUGUAAGUUAUUCAUUUUAAUUACUCAAUUUUCUAUUAUAUGUAAUUACAAGUGUGAGAAUACGAAGGAUUUUAGCGCCAUUUAAAUGCUGUUGACAGAAGAGGAUAUAUAUGAAAUAUACUGUAGAACCUUGAUUU